AUGGCUUUUUCGGAUUUGUCAAAUAAUUUUUACAAUGAUAUUUGUCCCGAAGCUUUACCAACCAUUAAACAGGUUGUUGAGGAUGCAGUCAGGCAAGAGAGGCGAAUGGGUGCCUCUUUGCUACGAUUACAUUUUCAUGAUUGUUUCGUUAAUGGUUGUGAUGCCUCGAUUCUUCUUGAUCAAACGUCUAUUAUCGAUAGUGAGAAGACUUCUCGUGCUAAUAACAAUUUUGCCAGAGGAUUUGAAGUGAUCGAUCAAAUUAAAUCGGAGGUUGAUAAAGUUUGUGGACGGCCAGUUGUAUCUUGUGCAGACAUCUUGGCUGUUGCAGCUCGUGACUCUGUAGUUGCUUUACAUGGACCAACAUGGGAAGUGCAACUAGGAAGAAGGGAUUCCACUACAGCAAGUAGAACCACUGCCAACAAUGACAUUCCAACUCCAUUCAUGGACUUACCCGCACUUGUGGACAAUUUCAAGAAGCAAGGUUUGGAUGAAGAAGACCUCGUUGCUCUCUCCGGUGGACACACACUAGGGUUUGCUCAGUGUUUCACUUUCAGGAAUCGCACCUACAAUGAGACUAACAAAAUUGACUCCACCUUUGCAAGCCAACGCCAAGCAAAUUGUCCUCGUAGUGGAGGUGAUUCCAAUCUUGCUCCUCUUGAUCCUACACCUGCUCUUUUCGACUCGAAAUAUUUCAGUAAUUUGGUGUCUAAGAAAGGGCUUUUGCAUUCUGAUCAAGCACUAUUUAGUGGAGGAGAGACUGAUGAGCUUGUUAAAGCCUAUAGUACAAACCUAAGGACUUUCUCGAAAGAUUUUGCUGAGUCUAUGAUUAAGAUGGGUAAUAUCAAGACGUUAACUGGGAAUCAAGGUCAGAUUCGUAUUGAUUGCAGGAAGGUGAAUUAA
Solanum dulcamara is the source of this 900-nucleotide messenger RNA. Its product is annotated as cationic peroxidase 1-like. The record is from RefSeq and is a predicted model, not a curated record. Gene Ontology annotation, molecular function: heme binding; peroxidase activity. Gene Ontology annotation, biological process: response to oxidative stress; hydrogen peroxide catabolic process. The coding region runs from base 1 to 900 and encodes 299 amino acids. The transcript has 3 exons. Lineage: Eukaryota; Viridiplantae; Streptophyta; Magnoliopsida; Solanales; Solanaceae.